Messenger RNA from Ostreobium quekettii, 621 nucleotides. The record is from the annotation of a GenBank genome assembly. NCBI's taxonomy places the organism in Eukaryota, Viridiplantae, Chlorophyta, Ulvophyceae, Bryopsidales, Ostreobiaceae.
AUGAGCGGCGUCUAUCCGGGCGGCAACGGCUACGCGGGCGGGCCGGAGCGCUUCCCGUGGAUCCCCAGCGGCCCCCCCUACUUCGACGGCGCCGGCGCCGUGCCGCCUGGCCCCAGGGUGCCAGCUACUGACACACCUCCCAACCCUGCCUACCCACCCGCCCUCCCAGGGCCCAGCCCCCCCACCCGUGGCUACCCAAUCCUGACCUAUAACCCAAUUUCCGUGCCCCCUCCCCAUCCCAGUGUCCGUCCCGGCAGGGAGGGCUCCAGCUACCCCCACCUGUUCCCAUACCCUCCCCGGCAAUUGCCCCAGACGGAGUGCAUGCCAUACAGGGGCCCGUACCCGCCCAAGGCAGCUGGCCAUUCGGAGUGCACACCACACGACGUGCGGUACCCGCCUGUCCCUGGUGGACAGCCGGACUAUGCGCAGGCGGCGCCUUCUGUGGCUGCCAAGUACCCCAAAGUGUAUGUCGGUCAUGCGGGGGCACCUGAGGUCGAUGACCCGGAGAGGAGGCCUCAGAAUGGGGCUUACGGCUCCAACUUGGUGCCGGUCUCAGUGCCGGGAUCAGGACCACCGCAAGGUGAUCACACGUUGCCUAGCUUCCUGUUGGUGGCUGUCUAA